Messenger RNA from Cylindrotheca closterium, 792 nucleotides. NCBI's taxonomy places the organism in Eukaryota, Bacillariophyta, Bacillariophyceae, Bacillariales, Bacillariaceae. The record is from the annotation of a GenBank genome assembly.
AUGCAAAUCGACUCUACUGCCACCCAAGGGACCCCUGGGAGACAACAGCCACCAUCAUCUUCAUCGUUUGUUCCAAAUUCCGCUAAUACUUGUUCCUUCUCCAAUCCAACACAGAUGAGUCCAAACCAGAAGACCGCCCCAUUGUUUCCCCAACCUGGUUUUUCUCCUCCGGCGACGGUCAGAGCUCCCGAGAACAUGACCAACUCUCCUGCCCCAUCUCUGGCUUCCACUGACACCUUGUCUUUGUUUGCCGGAGGCUCUCGUGGUGUCAAUUACGACAGGGAAGGAACAGCGUUCAACCGGCAUCAGAUCAAUGUGGACUUUCAAUUUCCGGAAGCCCACAAAGGCUUUAUCGUUGAGCACAAUCCAAGAAAGGUAUGCAAUGGUUACCAUUGUCAAACUAUGGUACUUACAAGAGAGAUCGGAAUGGAAGAUUUGCAGUCACAGAGUGCAUAUAUGCAUGAUGGUUGCAUUAUCUUCCAGGGCCCAACCCGACCUUUGCAUAUUAUGAAGCGGCUGCCCAACCUCCCUGAAAACCCCUUGGCUGCCAAAUCUGAUAUCAGGAAUGUCCACCACCAGACAGUUGCACACCUUAAGUUGAGUCCAAUGUGCGGCACCUCCUUUUGGAAAAUGGUUAUUCCCGAAGACUGGGAGCUUGAUAAUGCCUGUCUGUCGAAUGAUGCUUCUGAGGUCGUGAUGACAGUCCUUCCACUCGGGGACAAUGUUAAUAGCGUUCAAGUCAACGCCCCCCUUGCUCAUGGGAGAUUGCUCGAAAGUGCACCAACAGUUUGA